AUGACAAUCAACACACCACUGGUAAUUAUCAUACUACUGACAAUCAACCCAUUCCUGACAAUCAUCCCAUCCCUGACAAACAACCCAUUCCUGACAAACAACACACCACUGGUAAUCAACAUACCACUGACAAUCAACCCAUCCCUGACAAUCAUCCCAUCCCUGGCAAUCAACCCAUUCCUGACAAACAACACACCACUGGUAAUCAACAUACCACUGACAAUCAACCCAUCCCUGACAAUCAUCCCAUGCCUGACAAUCAACCCAUUCCUGACAAACAACACACCACUGGUAAUCAACAUACCACUGACAAUCAACCCAUCCCUGACAAUCAUCCCAUCCCUGACAAUCAACACACCACUGGUAAUUAUCAUACCACUGACAAUCAACCCAUUCCUGACAUUCAACUCAUUCCUGACAAUCAUCCCAUCCCUGACAAACAACCCAUUCCUGACAAACAACACACCACUGGUAAUUAACAUACCACUGACAAUCAACCCAUUCCUGACAAUCAUCCCAUCCCUGACAAACAACCCAUUCCUGACAAUCAACCCAUUCCUGACAAUCAAUCCAUUCCUGACAAUCAUCCCAUCCCUGACAAACAAACCAUUCCUGACAAACAACACACCACUGAAACUCACAGGAAAUGAUGUGUUCCCCACCAUACACAAGAAACUCACAGGAAAUGAUGUGUUCCCCACCAUAUACAAGGAGCUAACAGGAAAUGAUGUGUUCCCCACCAUACACAAGGAGCUAACAGGAAAUGAUGUGUUCCCCACCAUACACAAGAAACUCACAGGAAAUGAUGAGUUCCCCACCAUACACAAGGAACUCACAGGAAAUGAUGAGUUCUCCACCAUACACAGGGAACUAACAGGAAAUGAUGUGUUCCCCACCAUACACAAGGAACUCACAGGAAAUGAUGUGUUCCCCACCUUACACAAGAAAUUCACAGGAAAUGAUGUUUUCCCACCAUACACAGGGAACUAA
Messenger RNA from Liolophura sinensis, 990 nucleotides. RefSeq lists its product as uncharacterized. The record is from RefSeq and is a predicted model, not a curated record. Lineage: Eukaryota; Metazoa; Mollusca; Polyplacophora; Chitonida; Chitonidae. Bases 1 to 990 code for a protein of 329 amino acids. The transcript is spliced from 2 exons.